AUGACUGGAAAGGCUAAAAGCACCACGGUCAAAUCGGCUGAAGGCUGUGACCCCGUGCCUGAAUUGGACGUCCGAAACGGGCCCGUGAGGCCCUACAUUGUCACAGAGGCGCCUGCAUCUCUCAGCGAGCUGCGUUCACCAACGUCGACCAAAGAACGGCUGCUGGUGGCCGGGCUGGCGUUGUUCACCGCGGCCGUCAGACUGCAUGGGCUUUCGUCGCCAGAUUCGGUGGUUUUUGACGAGGUCCAUUUCGGUGGGUUUGCUUCCAAGUAUAUCACCGGUACGUUCUUCAUGGACGUGCAUCCCCCUCUUGCCAAGAUGCUGUUCGCCGCUGUUGGCGCAAUUGGUGGGUUUAGAGGUGAUUUUGAUUUCAAGGCCAUCGGCGACAAAUUCCCGGCAUCGACUCCUUACUUUUUUAUGCGGCUUUUCCCUGCGACUUUGGGCGUGCUUACGGUGCUUAUGAUGUACUUUACACUCCGGUCUUCUGGUGUUAGAGUGUUUACGGCUCUUGUUGCAUCCCUGUGCUUCGCAAUUGAAAACGCCUACGUUACUAUUUCCCGCUACAUUUUACUUGACGCCCCACUCAUGUUUUUCAUCGCUGCAGCGGCUUAUUCUUUCAAAAAAUACGAACUGCACCCUCAAGGUUCUUGGAAUUCAUACCGCUUCCUGUUGAGCACCGGAUUUGCAUUGGGUUUGGCAUUGUCCUCCAAAUGGGUUGGACUCUUUACGGUUGCGUGGAUCGGCGCCCUGUGUAUCUGGCGUUUGUGGUUCAUGAUUGGUGACCUUUCUAAGCCCGUUUCGUCGACUUUCAAGGAAGCGCUACGCAAAUUGUUAUUCCUUUUGGGCAUUCCGGCUGUGCUCUAUCUUGCCUUUUUCUACUUACACUUUGAUACUCUCACCGUUUACUCCGACGGUGCAGGUUUUUUCUCAUCGGCGUUCCGCACCACUCUCCAAGGGAAUACAAUUCCUCAAGAUAUCUUAGCCGAUGUUGGUAUUGGCUCUACUAUUUCCAUUAGACACAUCGCUACUAUGGGUGGAUACUUGCACUCUCACAAUCACAUGUACGAAAAGGGCUCUGAGCAACAACAAAUCACGUUGUAUCCCCAUCUUGACGGUAACAACGAAUGGCUAAUCGAAUUGCAUGAUAAGCCCAAUGAACCUGUUACCUCAUUCGAAGGACUUGCCGAUGGUACUAUGAUCAAAUUGAAACACGUUACCACUCAGAGGAGACUGCAUUCGCAUGAUCACAAGGCGCCUGUAUCUGAAAGUGCUGACUGGCAAAAAGAAGUUUCUUGUUACGGUUUCGAGGGCUUUGAAGGUGAUGGAAAUGACGACUGGAUUGUUGAGAUUGACAAAGAAGCAUCUGAGCCUGGUGAAGCUCAAACUCGUGUCAGAGCUUUGGAGACCAAAUUCAGACUCAAGCACCCGUAUAUGAAUUGUCAUCUAUUUUCUCACGAAGUGAAGCUUCCCAAGUGGGGGUUUGAACAACAAGAAGUCACUUGCGCUAGUCAAGGUAAGCCUCAUUUGACUCUAUGGUAUGUGGAAGAUAACUCACAUCCGCUUUUGCCCCAAGAUGCGGAGCGCGUUUCCUAUAAGAAACCUGGAUUUUUCGCAAAACUCUUGGAAUCUCAUCAAAAGAUGUGGCAUAUCAACAAGAAUUUGGUCGAUCCUCACAUUUACGAAUCUCAGCCAUAUUCUUGGCCUUUAUUGCUUAGAGGUAUCAGUUAUUGGGGCCAAGAGCACAGACAGGUAUACUUGCUUGGCAAUGCGAUUCUCUGGUGGUCGGUUAGCACUUUUGUUCUCAUUUUUGGACUCAUCUUGGUGUUUGAACUGAUAACCUGGCAAUUGGGUUAUCCCAUUUUGCAAGAUAAAGAUGUGGUCAAUUUCCAUGUGCAAGUUUUGCACUAUCUGUUGGGUUACGUUUUGCACUACAUUCCUUCUUUCCUAAUGGGUCGCCAAUUAUUUUUGCACCAUUAUCUUCCUGCGUAUUACUUUGGUAUUCUUGCCUUUGCGCACGCUCUUGAUAUUACCGUGACUUAUGUCUUCCGAAACAAGCGCGUGGUAGGAUAUGCGGCGAUUGGUGCAUUCUUUGCCAGUGUCGCUUACUUUUACGUUUCGUACAGGCCUUUGAUAUACGGAACGCCAUGGACUCAAGACCUAUGCCAUAAAUCACAAUGGCUUUCUGGUUGGGACUACGGUUGCUCAAAUUUCUUCAAUUCUUAUGAGGAGUACACCGACUUUGAUAGCCAGUUGUCUAGCUCUCAUGACAUAUCUCCAUCAAAAACAUUAGAAGCUGAUGCUGAUAGUAAACCAACGCAAGCGUUUGAGAAACCUGCUUCCCAGGAUAUCAAUCAAAACGACAUUGAUGUUGACGAAUUAAUGGCGGGUCCUGGAGUUAAAAAGUUUAUCGACCAAAAUGGCCAAGAACUAGAUCCAGAAUAUGUCAAGGAAAUUUUAGGGAACGGCGGCUCCGUUAUGAGCGUCGAACAUCGUUCUCAUACCGAAAACGCUUCUCCAUGA
Messenger RNA from Lachancea mirantina, 2520 nucleotides. The record is from the annotation of a GenBank genome assembly. Lineage: Eukaryota; Fungi; Ascomycota; Saccharomycetes; Saccharomycetales; Saccharomycetaceae.